CGCUCUCUCUCACUCUCGCUCUCUCUUAACCCGACGAAUAGGUCGCCGUUCCCCUUUUCAGUUUUCCUUCCUAUCGUCUCUCCAUCUCCCUCUGUGGCCCUUAUUUUGUGCCUUAUGUUCUAAGAUUGUCAAUGGACCUCUAUUUGCCUACAGCCAAGAAAUUCUUCCGACCUUAAAAGGAGGGGCACCAGUCCGACCAUUUCUCAAGGCCCUAGCCGCUUUGUUGGUUCCACUGAGAUAGAUAGGUUAUCCUACGAUUCCCUGGAUAUGUGAAAGUCUUUCCAAAGAAAGAAACGACAUAGAAGUUUCUCAAGUCUGCCGUUGAGAUUUCUGAACCCUUUGCUUGAUCGAAUACUUCAUUGGAUUUGGUUAUCACGCUUAGAGUUGCACGUAGCUAUUUUGCUUAGUUAUGUGGAUUCUGGAUUUUCUCUUGUUGGUGUGAUUGUGAAAGUUAACGCGUACGCUCUCCUUGAUCACUUUCUUUACCUUGUCAAUUUUAUAGAUUGGGAAUAUUUGCAGAGUUCUGGGGGCAGAAUGUGUUGUUUUUAGGAAUGAAAUCGACGAGCUCAGACUUGCUACCAAACGGGGAGGAGAGUCUGAUGGAUGAAGAAAAGAAUAAGAAGAAACGGAGGAAAAGCUUCGGUACGGACACCUCUGAUAUGUUCGGAAAUGAUAAAUAUGGGGCAGGCAAUCAAGAUGAGAGAGUUUUAAGAGAGGAGGACCAAAUGGUGAAUGUUGGUUCAGAGGAGGCGGAGGAGAAGAAGAAUAAGAAGAAGAAGGAGAAGAAGAAGGAGAAGGUCAAGGAGGAGAAUAGUGAUGAGGUUGCUUCUCAGAGUGGGAUCUCUACUGAAGGACUUGGUCAUUUGCAAGGUAGCGACGAAGGGUUCCCGGAAAGGAGGAAUCAUGAUGAGGGAAAAAGAAGGGAGAAGAAGCGGAAGAAGUUGGUGGAAGAGAAGCUUUUGGAGGAGAAGGCAGAUGCGAAGAAAAAGAAGGUGAAAGUAGCUGAUGAAGACAUUGCAGGAGAUCAUGGCGUGUCUCUUCAUAGUCACGAUCAAUCAGGAAAUGAUGAGGACAGUAAUGGAAAUUGCCACCAAAAGGAAGAUAAUGCCAAGAACCAGGACAGGGAAAAGCAGGCAGCUACUGAGGGGGAAGAAGAAGAUCCUUGGAAAGGAAAUAAAGAGAAACCGAAGAAGCAGAGACGGAAUAAAUUUCAUGACCAGGGCGUGGACGAACAUGAGAUGUGCAGCCAGGGGACUUGUGCAUUGAAAAAUGACCAAAAAAGUUGCGGACAAACCGGAGUUAGUGAAAAUGCUGACGCAGAGAUAGUAUCUGAUGGUACAGGCGCCACAUCAAGGAAGACCAAGAACAAGAAGGGAAAAAGGAGUAAGGAGGCGUGGGCCGAUGAACAUCAUUUUGGGGAGAAGAAGAAGGAAAAGGCAAAGAACAAGAAGAAUUCGAGGGAGCUUAAGGGUAUUAAAGAUUCUUCAAAAUCAGGUAAAAGGUCGAAGCAUGUGUCUUUUGCCGACAGUGUAGAGGUUUUCACAUUUGUCGGGGAUCAUCCUCCUGAUGAGAAAUCUGACGAGCUUCAGGGAGGUCUAAUACAGGGAAAGAGGUUCACUAAGAAAGAAGAUGAAAUGGUUAUGGAAGCCAUAGACAUGUACAUAAAGGCACAUGGUUUGGGAGAAAGUGGCUGGGAAAAGGUUAUGAACUGCAAAAAACAUCCUGAGGUUAGGCAUUGUUGGAAAGAAAUUGGUGCUACCAUGCCUUGGAGACCAUAUAGAAGCAUUUAUAUUCGUGCACAUGUACUUUAUGAGUCUCGUAGGUCAGAACUGCGCAAAUGGACUGAUGAAGAACGGGAAACUGUGCUAAGAUAUGUUAAAUUUCAUGGAAAAAAGUGGAGACAAAUAUCAGAUAUGCUCGGGAAACAUAGGUUUCAUGUUAAGGAUCUUUGGCGUCGAACUAAGUCUGCUAACUAUAGAAAAGGACGUUGGUCUCAGGAGGAGUACCAGCAGCUUUUUGACAUGGUCAACUUUGACUUACAAACGAGAGCUUCUGAAGAGAAGGACACAAAACAUGGGAUGUUGCGGGAUAACAUAGCCUGGGAAGCAAUUAGCGACAAGUUGGCUACAAGGAGUCAAGUAUACUGCUGUAUAAAAUGGUACAACCAAUUGGCAUCACCUUUAGUGAAAACUGGGCUUUGGGCUAAUAUUGAUGAUCACCUUUUAUUGGGAAGACUUUUGGAGAUGGACGCAUGUAAUGUGGAUGAUGUUGAUUGGGACAAUCUUCUUGACAAUCGAUCAGGGGAACUUUGCCGCAAGCGCUGGGAGCAGAUGACUAGACAUAUUGGAGACAACAGGACCAAGUCGUUUGAGGAACAGGUCCAUCUUCUGGUCUCAAGAUAUUGCCCCAACUUGUUGGAAUGAAGCUACGUGGGAGCUGCAUUGUCGAAGGGUUCUCUUAGAUCACCACUAAUGUGGCUGUCGAAUUCUGAACGCAGUACCUUUUGAGCAGCUUUGGAUGUUGAAUGUAGCCACUAGCCAGGAUGAAUUCUUUUACCUGUACAUGAAGAUAAACAGUUGCCUGCGGCAAGGUUCUUGUGCUGCUGCUUUUCAAAAUUUGGCCACUAUUUUUGAAAUGGAAGAGAUUGGGAUAAUUUCUGGGGAGUUUACACAUUUGGAGAUUUUCACUAAGAUAUUGACAUAAUUUCUGGGUAGAUUGAACCUUACACAUUUGGAGAUUUUCACUA
Nymphaea colorata (pocket water lily) is the source of this 2746-nucleotide messenger RNA. RefSeq names its product RNA polymerase I termination factor. The coding region runs from base 552 to 2423 and encodes 623 amino acids. The record is from RefSeq and is a predicted model, not a curated record. Lineage: Eukaryota; Viridiplantae; Streptophyta; Magnoliopsida; Nymphaeales; Nymphaeaceae. The transcript has 9 exons.